Messenger RNA from Ambispora leptoticha, 1002 nucleotides. NCBI's taxonomy places the organism in Eukaryota, Fungi, Glomeromycota, Glomeromycetes, Archaeosporales, Ambisporaceae. The record is from the annotation of a GenBank genome assembly.
AUGGAAGUUUGGUUACCAGUGGAAGACUUACUAGUUUCCAAUAUUGGGCGCAUCAAGAACAAAAAAGGUAUAAUUUUAAGGCCAGGUGUUUGCAAAAGGUCUGGUUAUGUACCAACAGUUUUUAGGAUUAAUGGUAUACGUAAACAUACCCGUGUUCAUAUUUUAGUUGCACGAGCCUUUGUCCCUAAUCCAGAAAAUAAGCCUUACGUUAACCACAUUAAUGGCAUCAAACAUGAUAAUCGGGCUGUUAAUUUGGAAUGGGUAACUCCUAAAAAGAAUGCUGAACGUAAGGUAUUCCCAAACCGUGGUCGUGGUAAUUCUAGGUGGAUCGUACAGAAAGCAUUAUAUGGGGAAGUUAUUCAGAUUUGGAAUUCUAUUCGCCUCGCUGGUAAUACGCUUAAAAUCGCAGAAAAUAACAUUUCGGAAUGUUGUAGCGGAAAGCGAAAUACCGCCGGUGGCUGGUGUUGGAUAUAUUAUGAAGAUUAUAUACCACAGGAUCCUAAUGAAGAAUGGAGAGAAAUAGAAUAUAAAUUACGAAAGUUCAAAGUUUCAUCUCUAGGGAGAAUUCAGUUAACGAAUGGUGCAAUCACCCAAGGAUCAUUAUACGAAGGAUAUUUUCGAUUCAACCAAUAUUAUAUUCACCGUUUGGUAGCAUUAGCGUUUUGUUCAAAAGAAGAAGGCAAAGAUUGUGUAAAUCAUAUUGAUGGCAAUCGUACCAACAAUAAAGCAUCCAAUCUCGAAUGGUGUACACAAAAGGAAAAUACCCAACAUGCCGUGUGCUUUAAGCUUUGGGGUCACUGUCGCAAACGUGCCACCAAGCAGAUUUUCGAUGAUGGAUCUUUCCGAGAAUUUCCAUCCUUAGCUGAAGCACAACGCAUAACUGGAAUUAAAAGUCAAAAUAUCGGACUAGUAUGUCGAGGACUUCAAGCUCAUGCUGGAGGAUAUCGUUGGGAGUAUGUAAGCACAAUUUCGCAUAAUAAUCAUGAUGAUUUUUCACAAUAA